Molecule: messenger RNA, 690 nt
Organism: Pomacea canaliculata
Lineage: Eukaryota; Metazoa; Mollusca; Gastropoda; Architaenioglossa; Ampullariidae
Product: G-protein coupled receptor Mth-like
Exons: 3
Coding region: 1-690 (229 amino acids)
Biological process (GO): cell surface receptor signaling pathway; G protein-coupled receptor signaling pathway
Cellular component (GO): membrane
Molecular function (GO): G protein-coupled receptor activity
Source: RefSeq, a predicted model, not a curated record
AUGGCGGUGGAUGUGUGGUUCACCUUCUCGCAGGCCUUCGUGCGGGCUGGUGACAGGGGCAAGUCGUCCAAGCGUUUCCGCAUCUACAGCGCCUACUCCUGGCUCGCUCCUCUCCUGUUUGUCUUACCUGCCGUCUUCAUCCAGAUCCUUGACGAUGACUCGCCAGUUAACCCUCGCUAUGGCGAGGAAAUCUGCUGGGUGGCCAACCUUUAUGCCCUCCUAAUAUUCUUCGCUGCUCCUGUUCUGCUUCUGCUGAUAUUCAACGUUGUCUUCUUCUCCAUUUCCGUUCGAAAUAUUGCGCAUGCCCGCGCCACAACUGCCCGGAUGCUAGGCAAAGAGGACAAACAAAAGAUGGGGAUUUAUGUCAGGCUCACCGUGGUGAUGGGACUGACAUGGACGCUGGGAUUUGUGGAAGCGAUCAUUCCGCAUGAGCUGCUGCCUGCCUUUUACAUUCAUUGUCCUUGUCUUUCAGAUCUGCGCUACAGCUUUGUAUUGAUGAAUACCUUACAAGGCCUCUUCAUGUGCAUCUCCUUCGUCUGCACCAAGAAGGUGAUCCAACUCCUCAAAGACAAAGUUCGUGGAAAGAGUCUCAAGAUCAGUAAAUCAAGAAGCACGGACCUCACGACUGUGUCCAAGUCUGCAAGUUUAGGAAUUCAGGCACUCUCCUUUUCUUCCACACAGCCAACUUGA